Ochlerotatus camptorhynchus is the source of this 699-nucleotide messenger RNA. RefSeq names its product inactive hydroxysteroid dehydrogenase-like protein 1. Gene Ontology annotation, cellular component: endoplasmic reticulum. The coding region runs from base 1 to 699 and encodes 232 amino acids. NCBI's taxonomy places the organism in Eukaryota, Metazoa, Arthropoda, Insecta, Diptera, Culicidae. The transcript has 3 exons. The record is from RefSeq and is a predicted model, not a curated record. Gene Ontology annotation, molecular function: oxidoreductase activity.
AUGAACAUCGUGCUUAUUUCACGCAGUGAACCGAAGCUGAUGAAAGUUGCCCAAGAAAUUUACGAGAGAUACAACGUUCAAACCCAGGUGAUUGCGGUGGACUUCUCCAAAGGACCAGAGAUCUACAAACCCAUCAGGGAACAACUUGAUUCGUUAGACAUUGGCAUUUUAUUAAACAACGUCGGAUACUAUCCGAUGGUGCGCGUCUUUGACCUGAACACCGAAGAGGAAAUGCUAACAACAAUCAACCUCAACGUUCUUAGCACAACUAUGAUGACCCGGAUGGUGCUUCCCGGUAUGAAGCAACGCGGUAGGGGCAUCAUCGUCAACAUGUCAUCUACGUCCUGCUACAGACCAGCGGCGUACUUGAAUCUGUACGCAUCGACUAAGGCGUUCGUGACCAGCUUCAGCUUGGGUUUGCAACAUGAACUCCAGGGAACUGGUGUUGAGUGUCAAGUCGUUACACCCGGUAUGGUGCAGACCAACAUGAUCACCAAAUUCGAUGGUGAAAUUCCAUGGUACAUCUCGGUUACGACUCCUGAAUCGUUGGCCCAGUUUGGUGUGUUCACGCUGGGUAAAACUUCCCACACUUGCGGUGGUUGGAUGCACGCUUUUCAGGUUUGCUGGCAGGAUUUGGUUCCACUUUCCUUGGGAACUUUCUUCAUUUCUCGUAUAACUGCAAAGGCAAUCGGAAAGUGA